UGCACUAACAGCUACCCCUUGCACAACUUUUGGCUUCAGGUAAAAACUUAAAUGUUUCUAAAGCUGUUAGAACUAAAGCAAACUCGCACAAGUCUUUUCUUUCUGCAUUGUUUAAACUUGUGGAAUUUAUUACUGAAAAUAACAGUAGAGCAAUAUAAAAAAGAAUGACAAUAGCUGUACAGUUUUACACUUGAAAUGGCAGAAGUACCUACAUGAAUUUCCUUGGCUCUUACACAAAUGCUUUUCUGAGAGAACUUGGGCUGAGGUGAACAGACUUCUGCUGCCAUGCCAGUGCUCUGCUGGUGCCUGUGGCUGAUGCACCCAGCUGAGAAGGUGAGUGACUAGAAGUAGGGCUGCUGGCCUGUCAGGAACACAGGUGCUAUGGUCUUCAACUGUUGCUUCUCUUGUACAUAAAACAACUGUGUUACUUCUGUGUUGUUUUUCAUCAGUGUUUUUUGAAAAGCCCCUGAAAAUGUCUCCUCCCACUCCAUGCCCCAGUGCUCUGUUGCAAAACCUAGCCUGAAAGGUAGAGUUGAAAACAGAAAUGGCUGAGGUAAGAAUCUUGCAGAAGUAUUCAGGGCAAUAAUAUUUCAGCAUUUAUGAAUCUACCGUGCAGACCACAGGCCAAGUUAUAUCCUCCUUAGCUCAGUAGUUUGUCCACCUUUGGAGAUGGGCCCUUGUGGCUCUGCCAGAGAAGGCAAUGUGGCAUCUUAACUACUGCUGCCAGAAGAAGUGCUUUACCAUUUCUUUAAUUUUCUGUGUGAAUUGGGCAGUUUUUGAACAGAAAACCUUAUUUUAUUGAAAACUACAGGGGGAAAAAAAGGUUGAAGGACUAGGUCAGCUUUUACUAAUGGGUCAGCUCAGGCUGUUUGGUAAGGAAGAGAAGCAGGAAGGCGUGGCAAUGAUGCUUUGGACAUGCUUGUGGGAUAUUCUUCCUAAGUGAAGCUGAUUCAGAUUUGGAAAUGAUUUGACUGCAGGCAGGUAAUUUAGAACAUAAUGUAUUAUGCAGAUUUCUACCUAAUUUACUUGUCAAAUUAGAUCAUUAAAAUACCUCAAGUACAUGUGGCUUGGUAUAAUUUUGUAGCAUUUUUAGGGCAAAUUCACCAACUUCUGCUCACAUAAAUCUUGUGUUCUGUCCUCCCUGGUGUUCUGAAGCGGGACAACUGAUCUGUGGGUGUGGGGCUGGGAGACAGACACACAGGGAGAACUGGGAACUGUUUGAAAGUGGUAUUAAUCAGAGGUUGUAGGAGGUGAAGGCUUCACCUGAGGCUUUCCUGUGACAUUAAUUGAGCUGCAUUUUUGUGGCUAUGAAACUCUGACACCAUAUUUUUGCACAAACAUUUCAUUGUGCCUCAUAGGAACUUUAGCAGCCUGCACUGUAUAGUCCCACAGAAGUAGGAGUACAUUUUUGUCAUUCCCAAUUAGAGAAGGCACUAACUGUAAACAUUUUUUGCUGAUUGUCCUAUAUAGUAUUGCAGUCUUGUACGCUCCUCCCUCCCUGCAGAUCUUCAACUUUGACUCUCUACUAAUUAUCAAAUUAAUGCCGUCAUGAGAGUGCGGUGCCAAGCCAGACCAUGGGUGUCCUUAUUGCAUAAUGCAGUUUUGGCCAGAGGAGUUUUUAGCAAUAGUAAAGCAGGGCGGGGUAUGGAGGACACACUCUGUAAUUGAGGAUCAAAGGUACUUCUCUCUGCUUCUCGGUGUGUAGAGGAGAUGUUCAGCUGCAAAAGGCAGAAGUGUCAGGAAGUAUCUCUCUAAACAUUUUGUCACCAGGGAGAACCGAAGAGGGAAGGCUUCCAGAAGCUGCUCUGUGUUGAAGAUGGAUAUUAAGAGCAUGAAGAACUAUCUUUAUUGGCUGUUCUGCCAGUUUGAAUUAAUCACCUGCAGCUACCUCAUGGAGCCCUGGGAAAAAGUGCUCUUCUACACUUUCAACGUUACUAUGUUAGUGAUGCUAGCAUACACUGCUUACAUCAUUUUCCCUGUCCACAUUAGCAUGGCUUUUCAAUUCUGCUUGCACUUGUUUGGAAGCCAACAUGAAAAUACUGUUUCUGUUGUGAAGUAACAUUGGCAACCUGACAUAACUUUUGGAUCAAAUAAGUGUUUUUCUCAACACUUUUUGUUUAGAAAGACAGGUUCAGGGUGUGUGCAAACACUGUUUUACUCUCUUCGUUUUCUUCUGCAUUCUGGGACUCUGUGACAGCAAAUUAUUUUGCCAAAUCAAUUUCAAUCAGUCCUCGUUUUUAUCAUCUGACAGUGCCUUCUAAAGAGCUUUCAGGUUUAAAGACUGACUGGAGUUACAAAGCUGGGUUUGGUAAGGAAGCAACUGUGCUGAGUGUUUUGUUACUCCAGGGAGAACUGUUUGGAUAUGGAGAGUUUUUAUCUUGGGAAAUUAUACAGCAUAUAUUUGUUCUUGUCUGCCACAGCUUUGCUGACAGGGAAGAUGUGUACAUGAAAGGUUUUGUACAAUACUAUGCAACUAUAGGCUGCUUUUCUAAGCUUGAUAUGUAUGUAUUUAUACAAUUAUUUUAGUAUUUAUUUAGUUUGACUCCAUUAUUUAAUGCAGUGAAAUAUUUGUCUGGUUCAUCAUUAUGCAAAUAAUGCAGUUGAUUUAUUGAAAAUGUGAGGAUUUACUUCCGUAAAUUUUUUAAAUAAAAUUCUGAUUUUCUUGGACUUAAAAUAAUUUCUUAUUCUUUUAAAAGAUUGCUAAAGCAUACAUACCAUAUGCAAAGCAUUAAACUAUGUAUUCAGCUGAAGUAGGGAUAUUUUAUACUCUUUCCAUUUACUUGUUUCUGAAACAUGAACUGUUGAGACUUUUAUAGCUAACGUGGUGGACAUCCCGUAAUUGGCUUUGUUUUGAAGUCCAUGGUUUUUAAACUUCAGUCUUGAAUGCACAAUAUGGUUAUGCUGACAGCUUGUUAGAGUGGAUACUGACUGAAGCUGGCCAGAAAUGAAGAACCAAUGCAAUUAAAUUGAGAACAUGUGCUCAGCACCAUGCCCACAGCACAGCAGCAGUGCAUAUAGGGUGACAGCCCAGCUCUGCUCUCACUCAUGCUGAAGUGAGUUUUCUUCUGUCUUUUGAGCAUAGUGAAGCUCCUAGAAUAUCCUCACCUUUAAGACAACAGGAUGCUCUCAAUAAGUGGUAAUCAGAUGAUGUAGAAAUUGAGAUUUAAUAGAAUCAUAGAAUCAUUAAGGCUGGAAAAGAUGUCUAACCUCAUCUAGUCCAGCUGUCAACCCAUCACCACUUGGCCACAGGCUGUGACAAAACAAACUGAAAACACUAUUUAUGUUACUUGUCAUCUCACCAUGAGAUCCAGUUACUUUCCCAGCUGAUGAUUAGAAGAGUAUGAAAAUAGCUUAUUUGUGAAAACAAAGGCAGAUGAGUUUAAACUUGUAACUCUUACUCGACAGUAAUCUCAGGAAAAUUUGUAAAAAAAUGAACUUUGAUUAAGUGCUUUUCAAUUAUAAUCUGAUCAUAUGUUUAAUUAAAGUAAUCUAAUGGCUAAAGUGAUAAACCCCUUGCAUUUUCUCCUAGCAGCUUUCAUGUACAGGAGAUAGACUGCCUUUAAUGAAGUUUAGGAACAGAAGAGGGAAACAGUAUUAUAGUUUGGUCAAUUAUUAGACUAUUUGUCAGGAUAACCGUUUAGUUGCAAAACUAUCAGUCCAUAAUGUAAGCAGGUAAAUGUAGUAUUUUGCAUCAUAUGUACUUGAGAAACAUGCAGAUAUUGCAUUAUAUACCUGCAGAGAAAUCUCAGAGUGUAAGAAGGCCAACAUAGUUAUAUUUACAUUGGGUAAGAGCAGACUGUACACGUACAUCCAAAGUAUUUGUUGACAUUAAGGAAUCUGACAUCUGGCUGACGAACUUAGAACUUAUGCUGGGUGUGUUUGUGUUUUUUUGUUUGUUGCCACCCUUUCCUUGACUUCCCAGAGUAAACCCACUUGUUUGUUGCGGUUGCAUGAAUUGCCUGGUGUCUCUUGGAAUAGCUGUCACAGGAUCCUGCCUGUGCAGGUGUCCUAUUUGCAUGCUGCACUCCUGUGACAUGGACUAGCUCCUUGGCAUCUGCAAGUGACAGCAAUGCAGUUCAUUCUGUCCAAGAACAGCACAGAUCUCUAAAGCUCAGCUGUGAGAACUGGAGGGAGGAUGGAUACGACAGAAAACCAGAAGGAUGCAGAGGGCUAAGUGACAACUAAACGGAAAAUACUUGAUUCGUUUUAUUCAUUACAGUCUUUUCCCUGCAUGGGACUAACACUCCUAACUUCAGAGUAAGAUUUAAAAUACUAUAUUUAAACUCCACCUUGUAAUUGCUGUUUUAAAACAACGCAAACAAAAAUACUAACCUGCUUGGGCAUGCUCCCUGCUGGGAUCUGUGCUCUGGCCCACAGCCUUCUUUCAGCUGAACUCUGCAUAUUACUGCCUCUCCAGAAAAGAGCAACAAAAACUUGUGCAGAUCUCCCCAUCAGAAGUACUGCAUGUACUGCAUGUAACUGUUCCAUGGGUUGCCUGACUGCCCUGCUAUCCACCAGGUGCAUGGCAGGUGCAGGCACUGCAUCUUUGCUACAACAAUUGCAUCAGAAACACUUGAUACAAGGGAUACCUUAUUAAAACACAGCAGUCCCCCCAUGCUUUUCCAUGGAGGCAUGCAGCCAGUUCUCUGCAGAGUUUUUGCACAUAGAUACAUAAAUGCACACACACAGUCUACAUGAGUAGAAGGUUGUUUCUUAGAUGCUGGAUGGCUUAUUAAUCUCCUAAACAUUAAUGUCAGUAGAUGUGCUUGCUUAGCAAGUGAGUAUCAGUUCGUUAACAUCAAUGCCUGCCACAUGAAACAGUAACUAAUUCCACUCAUCUGUCUUCCCCUGUCAGGGAGGUUGGGCUUUUGGGUGUGUGUGCAUGGGGGAAGACAGGGUUGUGUGGUGGUGGUGCUUGCAGGUUUUUACUAACAUUCAGAUGCAGGAAUAAGAGGUGCUUUUUGUUUUCUCCCAGGGCUGUUAACCCCAGUGUACACUCGUGUAUGCUGAAUGUACUUGCUCAAUGACUUUCUGUCAAUAAAUGAAUUCAUGUUAGUAUUUACAAAUGUGGACUUAAACAAGCAGUGUUAAUUGAACAAAAUUAGUUUCUGACAUUUCUGACUAUUCUAAUGUCAUUCCCAUUCCCAUCUUUGUGAAUAGUUCUGACCUAGAAAGGAAAUUGUUGACACAAAGCACCGUUCAUAUCUCUGCUUCACCGGCUUCUAAAAAGGAUUCUCAUAGUUAAAUGGCAUAACUUAGGAACACUGGUUCAAGAAAGGUAAAACCAAAUAACUAAAUAAUAAAGACCUGCUAAAUCCAAAUACCUUAUGCUUCUCACUGUGAUCUGUGUGAUUACAACUCUAAUACAUUCUAC
Messenger RNA from Phasianus colchicus (ring-necked pheasant), 5374 nucleotides. Lineage: Eukaryota; Metazoa; Chordata; Aves; Galliformes; Phasianidae. The record is from RefSeq and is a predicted model, not a curated record.